Messenger RNA from Spodoptera littoralis (African cotton leafworm), 741 nucleotides. The record is from the annotation of a GenBank genome assembly. NCBI's taxonomy places the organism in Eukaryota, Metazoa, Arthropoda, Insecta, Lepidoptera, Noctuidae.
AUGGCUUUAGUAUAUAGCUGCUGCUUUUGGUUUUCUUUGCGUUUAGGAGGUAUUUUAAUAGGAACAUUUUCUCUGUUUCAGGGACUUGUGUUAUUAGUAUUUUGUUGCUUAGGACAUAGACGGCCUGAAUUGGUCAAAGAUGAGAUUACUAACUGGAUUCAUGAUUACAACCUUAUUUAUGCUCAGAGUUAUUUAGAGGACGUACAAGCUGAUCCAAAUAAAUAUAUUUCACUUGGAAUUAGUUUCGCAAGCAUUUACAUGAUUGUGUGCGUUGUGUAUAUCUAUGGGGCAUAUACGUGUAACAACGUGUUAAUGGUAUUUUAUAUACUCAUGGAGUUGCUGCGACUUAUUAUAAUUUCGGUCUUAAUUGCAACUGUAUUGCUUCUGAUCAAACAAAAUACUAUGGACAUUGGUAUGCUGAUAGGAGCGAGCGUUGCUGGUGGAUUUUUACUUUUGGGGAUGUUUUACCUAUGGAUAUGUGCUGCCAAUUUACCUAUCGUCAUAAAUGAGAUGGAACGUGACGAGCAAGCUGCUGUUAUCAACAAACUGCAGCAACUCCUAGAAGCUAACAAUCCCAGAGCAAUACCGCGCGGUUUAGAUAGCAUCCCAUUCGCAGCGCCAUCUGAAGAUAUAGUCAACAGAAACAUAUUUAUUGUUCCUAGGCAAAGAGAAGUGAAGAUCAAUAACAAAAUUAUUGCAGGACCAAGGGUCACAAAAUCUUAUGUCAAUGAUUUCAAGUGA